This is a messenger RNA of Empidonax traillii (willow flycatcher), 8528 nucleotides long. It is a transcript of the gene CUNH4orf50, whose product is annotated as chromosome unknown C4orf50 homolog. The record is from RefSeq and is a predicted model, not a curated record. Lineage: Eukaryota; Metazoa; Chordata; Aves; Passeriformes; Tyrannidae. Bases 34 to 4983 code for a protein of 1649 amino acids. The transcript is spliced from 17 exons.
GAUAACCAGAGCUUGAGAUAAUCAAACACAGUGAUGAUGAAGAAACAGAAAUUAGAAAGUGUGGUUCACUUGGCAAAGAAACACUCUUCUCAUAGGCACAGUUUUGCUCAUCACUACUUUGGAUAUGAAACUAUAAGCACAAACAUGGGAUUGUCAGAGCAUGUGGCUGCCACAGUAAGCACACUGCACAGAAGGAGAGGAUCUUCUUACAAAACAGAAAAGGAAUUACUAGAUGCAAGCACACCUGAGGGAAAAGUAAACAGUGCUGGAGAAGAGAACCUGAAUCUUAGGAUAAAGGAGCUGGAAAAGUCAGAGCAAAGCCUGAAAGGUGUUCUAGAGGACUACGUGGAGUCAGAUUCUAUCCUAAGACAUAGGAUGAAAGAGCUGGAGCUGUCACACGAAAAACUUCUUGUGAUGAUUGAUCAGCUCAAUGAGAAGUUACAAAAGGUUGAAAAUGCCAAUGUGCGUGUUAAAGGGAAGCUGCGAGACAUUCAGGAAGAUCUGAUCAACUUGGUUGAAAACCAAAAAAAGUCAGAGAAGAAGCAAAAGGAAAAAUUGUGUUGUCUUCAGGAGCAGCUGAAGACAAAAGAAGAAGAAAUAAAAAGCCAAUCAGAAUAUUUUGAGCACUACAAACAAAGGCAGAGACAACAGACAGCAGUACUGAGAAAGAGAGAAUGUUACCUUCAGGGUGAGGUAUCUAGGCUGGAAAAGCAAGUCCUAGAUCUUAGUGGCCAUGUUGCUCUUUUGACAUCCAAAAUAGAGGAGGGAAUGGUGCAGCAUCUCCAGCAGGUGCUGGAAUCAGCAUUCAGUGGGACUCAGGGUUAUAAACACCCUGACAUGGAAGUAGUGGAAUUGAAAACUUGUAUUGAAAAUAUGGAGCAUGAUGUGAAAAGCCACGCUGAGGCAUUUCAGCAAAAUCUGAAGUUCCUAAGGGAAAAAGAAGAGGACAACAGAAGAGAACAGGGACUCCUGCUGACUGAACUGCAGUGCUCUCAGGACAAUGAAAACUUCCUCAGAACAAAACUGGAAGAAUCUCACCAUCAUGUCUAUAGUUUGAAAUUAUCUGAAAUCAAACUACAGGAAAAAAUGGAAGAGCUUUUGGAUGAAAACAGAGCUUUAAAAGAUCAAGGUAGAGUGAAGUUGAAAAAGAAGAAAGAAAAAGACUCACAACUUGCAAGAUUGGAGAAUGGAGACAACAGUGUUGACCUGCUAUGUCAACUGAACGGAGAUCUAAUUCAGGAUGAAGUUCAGAAUCUUAAAUGGAGACCAGUCUUGGAUUCACUCAGAAGCAGAGCUACUCAAACUCCAGUUGUGCUGCUACAUGCUAGAGAGUCUGAAACACCGGGAUGUAGUCAUGAUGGACUAAAGCAGAUGGAGGAGCUACCAGAAGAACCUGCACCAGUCUGUGAAGGCAAAUCCAGUGUCUUUGUGAAAUUUGCUAGUCUAGCUGAGGCUGAGCAGGUCACCCUUGGAACAGAGAAGGCAGGAACUCUAGAAAAUAGUUUCACUUUGUUUGGGUGUACCCCAAUUUGUCAUGCAGCAGAACUACUUUCUCCUUACUCUGAGAAAUUAUCUGAUGGUGAGACAACUAAGAAAACCCAAGGUGAAGAGACCAUUUUUCUCUUGAAGGAACAAGCUGUAAUUCUACCAGCAAAGACAUUCCCUGCUUCUGUGGUUGAAGCCUUGAUGAGGAAGAAGCUCCAGCUUACUUUGUUCAAACCUGAAAGCUGCCACACAUCAGCUGUCACCACUGUGAAAAAAGUGAGAAGUGUGAGUUUCUGUGAGGCAAACACUAAUCUUUGGUCUUCUGGCUUCUGCAUUGUUGUAGAAGGGGGAUUUUAUGACAAAGUUCCUGCCCUUCUUCAUGGAACGUUGCCUUCCACUUUGACUGAAAUUUUCACGUCAUGUCUAGAAAAAUACAUGGAAAAACAUUGGGAAAACAAGCAAAUUCUGCCAAAAAGCCUAAGUGAAAGUAGAUGUCUGGAUAAAGUUGUUGAUGAUGAAAAGUAUCACCAAAAAAUCUCUAGAGAGAGAGCUAAAGGAGAAGAAAUACAGACUGAGGAAACCCAGCCACAACUGGUGACCUCUGUUCUUGAGGAACGUUCUAAAUUUUUAUAUAACAUUGAGUUCAUCAGACCUGAGAAGCAAGGAAUGGAAGCCAAAGAGAGACUAGGUAGCACACAGGAUGUCAAAAGUUUUUCUCUUGAUUUUAAAGACUUAAAGAAAUGUUUUGAAGGGAGUCCUGAACUAAUGGAGAAAGAAGAAAACUUCUCAGAGAACUGCAUCUCUGAUAUGAAUAGGAGAUACAAUGGAGAAGACACAGUUGACAUGGAAGACAAAGGAGAACAGGCUCAGAAACCAUCUCACCAAACAAACCCUUCCAGCAAUAUUGGCAUGAAAGAAAAGAAAGACCAGACCUUGGAACUAUAUGAACCAAAUGAGAAGAAUUUCUCAUGUGAAAAAAUAGGAGCUGAAAAUGUGCAAUAUGCAUACUCUCAGAAUUUUUUUUGGUCAGAUGAAGAGAAGUGUCCACUAAAAUUACUGUUUCCUAUGAAGGAGAGGGUUAUGUGUGUAAGCAAACUAUUCCUCCCAGGAAGUAGUUUUUAUGAGUGCUUCUGUCAUCUGUCACCACUUGAAACCUGUAAUGAAUGUAAUGUGAAAAUAUCUGUACUGGAAAAAGCAGUGGCUGUGUGUUCUCAGAGGAUAUUUCUAUUCAUGCAAGAGAAUGAAAAUUACUCCAAAAAAGUCUGUAUAUUAAAACAGGAGAAUGAGAGAUAUGCUCAGAUGAUGUGUGCCCUGGAAGAGGAGAUGGAUGCGUAUUUUCAGUACAUUUUAGCAGUAGAUGAAGCUAAAGUUGUUUCAUUCCAAAACUUACUUAAUGAGAAAGAGGUUUCUGGUGGAUGUUAUAAUAAAUUAUCAGAAGAAAACACCAUGACCCCAGGAACAUUUUUAGUUGAAACUUUCUCUAAGAACCUCCCAUGCAUUGAAGAGAAAAAUAGGAAUUCUGAAAAAGACUGGUCUACAAUUGCAUCAAAUAAACUUUCCAGGAGUGCUCUAUCCACGAAGGGAAGGAAAAUGAGGUAUUUCCAGCUACUUUCUGACCUGAAAGAAGAAAGAAGUAGAUGCUUCAAAGAAAUAGCUAAAUUAUUACAAGACAAGGAGAACUAUGUAGCAAAAUAUAAUGAAUUAAUACAGGAGAGAGAGGAAAAUUUACAAAGAAUAACUCUUUCAGAGGGUGAAAAAAAAACAUUGUUGGGACAUUUAGCAGAGAUAAAGUGUGAGCAAGACAAAUAUAAGACCUUGGUUUCAGAACUCCAAGAUUGCAAAACCAGCUGUUAUCAAAAAAUUUCUAAUUUACAGGAGGAAAAAUAUGUACUGAAAAGAGAGAUAGACAGAAUCAAAAAAGAAACUUCAGAACAGCUCAGUGAGUUUCAGAAAGCAAAUGCAAACUUUAUUUUAGAAAAUAAAAAAUUGAAGGAAUUAGUGUCUUCUUUGGGUUUCUCCUAUGAAGAGCUGAGAAAAGAGAAAAGUUUAGGAACAGAGAAAAAGAUAGUAAUACUAAAAGAAGAAAGUCUGCAAUAUGCUCUUAAGCCAAAGAAAGUUGAAACAGUGUGUAGUGCAACGCAAACUGACGAAAAAGGAGUUCUGGUUAUAAGUCCUUCAAGCUAUUUCCCUGGGAAAGAGGGUAGCGCAUUUGAAAGCUACAGCACGAUGAAAGAGCAGGUUGAAAAGGCAAAAGAAGAAUUAAAGAUACAGCAAAAGGAAUUAGAAAAAUCAAAAAAAGAGGCUCAGAAGUGGUACAGGGAACUUGGUUUUGCUGAAACAAGGUAUGAAGAAAUCAAGACUCGUUUGACGCAGGUUCUCGCAGAAUUAGAUCUCCUUAAACAAGAAGCUGGGGACAAAAUGCUGGGAAAGCAGCACUGCACAUUAAAGCCUGUAUACAGUGUGAAAGAUUCCCAGGAAAAGGAGGUGAAUAAAAUAGCCAAUAUGAGAUUACAGCAGCAAGUGCUGACCUUGAAAGCUCAGCUCAGGGACCAGGCUGCAUUAGAAAAUCAGUUUUACGACCUGCAGAACGAAGUGGAACUCCUUAAGGCUCAGCUAUGUGAAAAGGAAAAAGAACUUCAGAAGAGAAAGUCUGAAGUGAAGUUGACAUUAGCUCCUCUGAAGGCUAAGCUGGCUUGCCUCACCCGAAAGUGCCAAGAAAGGAACAGCUUCAUUAUGAGGAUGCAUGGUGAAUUGCACAGGCAUGGAAUUAUUAACUCUGCAUUUGAUGAAGAGCUGAAAAGCUUGGUGAAUGAUGUGACCCUGGCAGAGUACACGGUCGCUUUUACACCAGUGUGUGAUCAAGAGAUGCUGCCUUUUUCCACAGACAUUUCACGGGCUAAUGGACAGCCAGUGAUUCACAAAACACCUGCCAAAGUGAAUGGGAUGACUGGGUCAAUACCUGCAAACUCUCAGCAAGAGGCAGAUAGCACCCACAGUUCACACAUCACUUCAAACGCGUAUGCUGGUUCUCCUAUCAAAUUAACAAGCCCGGAGAGGAUCAUAGGCCUGCAUCGAGAACUGAGACAAAACCAUUGCAGAACUUACCAGAUGCCUUCAGCUGUGUCCUCCAACUCAAAUCCACAGGCUGAUCGCAACUUGCCCAUGAUCCAUAAGGAAGCCCCUUGGCCUCUGCUGCCAAGGAUGAGGGAUGCACUGGUGCCUCUGGAGCGUGGUGUCUUCUUGGCCACGAAGGGGAGGGAUCGGUUGUCGAAACGUGAUGAUGUAUUUUGGGGUCAAAUAGGAAAUCAGCAUGCAGGUGCCACUCCCCAGGGAACGAAACAGGAAAGUGCCAUUAUGAAUAAGGCAUGGCCCUCUAGAGAAAAAACAGAUGGCUCAACCUCAGCUACCACAGCAAAAAGCUAUUUGUCAGACGUGUUGUCAGCAAGUAAUAAAGGUCGAAAUCCUGUGGGGAGAAAUCAGCUGCACGGGAAAGAAUAAAACCUGCAGAAAUAAAACAAGCACCCUGGAAAUCCUCAGUUUCACAAAUUAUUGUCUGAGGUUACUACAGGCCAGGGUAAAGGAAAUUGGAAAAAAAGAGAGUCUCCGCUUGUCAACCCUUUAAAACUGUGGAUGAAUUUGCCAGUUGGAUCAGUCUACAUUAUUUAACACUGGGAAGAGGCAGCCUGAUGUUUGGUUCAGAGAGAUGAUGAUGAAUUAAGAUGCUGCAAUAUGACUUUCAAUGCUGAAUACAAGGAAAGAAUGUAUCAGUCACACAGAAGAAGCAGUAGAGCUCUGAAGGACUGAUGAAAUGUGCUUUGCCCUGGUGGUGCCUGCAGCUGCUACGUUAUAUGAAAAAAAUGAGAAGUUGCCCUGAAUUUACCAUCUGCGAUGUUUUAGCCAGCUCCUGUAGUGGAAGCUGGCCAUGUGGGCCAACCCAAUGCAUGGUUUGAGACUGAGUGUCAUUUUGUUUUCUUGGGAUCUCAGCAUUUGCAUUUUAAAGCAAUUACCAAGUUAAGCACAAUCUCUGUGCUCAUGGGUCUGCCUGCAUGGGCAUGUAAUAUCUUCAGCUUGGUAUGGCUUUGAGCAUUCCUGAAAGAGCCUUUGAUCUGAGUUGGGAUGUUUAGUAUUUCUGAGGACGCAAUACUUGAGGGUACAAACUGUUUAGCAAAUGAGACAGAAUGGCAUUUUUACAAGGGUAAGUAGGAAUUGGGAAUGUACUUCAUGUGCGCUGAGAAGCACUUGGAACAUCAAAGUGCUGUGUUCUAAUACUCUGAGUAUUUCAACCGCAUGAAUAGGCCACCCUGAAUUUAACUUUCAGAAAAGGCGUUGGCAAGCGUACAUGCUUUUCCUGAAAUAGGUGGGUUUGGUUUGUGCACACUGGCUGGUAAUAGGACACAUGAUGCAAACACAUUUUGCAAUCACACUGCAGGUUACACACCCAUAACCACUACUAUUCACCUCCGAGUACCAUUUGUGAAGGCAGGGAGAUGUGGAUGUAGGCACAAGACUUGUGGUGGAUAAGGGGUUGUAUGUGCACAUCAAUCCAUUCAGUAACUAAAGGCACACAGCACUAAGUCAGUGGCAAUACUCCUGCUGACCUGAACAGCAGCAGCCACGGGUGCUGCUCUCAAACUGCCUCUUACGUUGUGAUGCACUUUCAGUUUUGACUACUGUUUUAUGACUUGUAUUUUCAGUUUUAUUUUUUUUUAAUGUUGAGCUAACUGCUCGGAUGGGCUGUCUUCGCAAUACUUAGUUGCCCAACAAUUACAGAUAUCCUUUGAAAGGAAGCAGAAGAAUAAUAAACCAUGGAAUCCCAAAUCAGAUUAAUAUAAUGUGCAUUUCUAGAUUACGAUUAGUAACAAGAUAACACGUUGUCAUGGUAACGCUUGAAGCUUAAAUACAGGUUCCUAAAAUAAAGCAAUGACAUGUGUAGGUUUCCAUCCAUUUGCAUACUAUCCACCUGAAAAUAAUUUCUACAAUACUCAGGCAAUUAAACCCUACUUUUUCCUUCUGAGUUAAGUGUUGAACUUAAAUAUCAUGCCUCUUUCCUAGUAUUUAUGCAUAAUCUCCUACCAUAAAUUAUAAAUGUUGAUAAAGAAGCUGUCCAUUUUGUAACAUCUUAGGAUUUCUGCCUUUUGGUUUCAUUUUAGAAAAAUUAGCAUAAGUAAUGUAGAACACACUUUAUUCUUUAUGGUUGGUACCACAUUGAUGGCCUUGAAAUUCUACCACCUCCUAAUAUGAAAAAUGUCUCACUGAUAUUGGAAAAGUCUGUUUAUUAAUUAAAUUGAUAGACCAGUGGGUGCAUUUCAUGUGGCUGAGGAUUGGGAAUUAAAAUCCCAACUUUUCCUCAAAUCACUGUAAGAAAGCAGUAAACUUUCAAUGUCAAAUUGCUAGCUAAGAUGGAGAGCCUAGCUAUUAUUUUCUAGUUGCCUUACAGUGAAAAGUGUUGUCUAUUUGUUAUAGAGUCUGACUUUCUUUCACUAAGCAGAAGUUUACUUGUUUAAUGUGCUGUCUAUGGUAAAGGUGCCAGGAGAUGCACUACAUGUAUUGUCAUUUUGUGUUGAACUUUCACAGAAUGCAAAAUUGGGCACAUUGCUCUGAUUGCUUUAUAUGCACAAUACUGCUUUGACCAUAUUCUUUAGUCAAAAUUAAGAUGCUGCAAAGUUCUUUCUAAGUAAAUACGAUCUUCUUCUGUCACCCUAAAUAGACAAAAUAGGCAGUGUUACAUGGAAAAUAUGAUUUCUUUGGCAGUUCACUUAUAUAUACUGUACUGUAGAGACCACUGGAGGAUAUUGAAAAUAUAGCUUACAGGUUGCUCUUUAUGCGACCUUUAAAUCCCAAAUUCUGUUCUUCACACUUCUGUAGAUGGCAAAUGCUGAAAGUAAAAUGAUUGCCUCUGGCAUGAUAAUCAUGUUACAUUCAGAAUAAUACAGUUGCUGGGAUAUAUUUCAUAUACACAGCAGAGUUUCUAGGAUAAACCUCCUGCUAAGGCAUGGCUGAUGUUUGUCCUUGUGGCCUUUUGAAUAGUGGAAAGUCUGAUUUGUGUUUCGUAAAUCUGCCUGUAUUUCUCACAUGCAGAUGAAGGUUUUUAGUAUUUGAAUUUACUGUUGUUGUGGGGUGGAGGGAGGGACAUGUGCAUGUUGGGGUUUGCCACUAAUCCUUUGGAAAUCCUUUAGUGCCUUAAGGAGGCAGAGGGGGAACAGACCUUAGGAUUACAGAAACUUGUUCAAACCUCUUUCUUGCUUUAGCAGAAUUCCUUUAAAAUAUAUUGUGCCUUUGGCUCCAAAUAUAUUUGCAUUAGAAAUCAGUAGCCAUGGGAUUACGGACAGGACUUCUUGCCCUUGUACAAAUGUUAGGAGAGAGAGCAUACUGUUUCUUAUAUAGGAUGUGAUUUAAAAAUACAGCUUACUUAAAUUCUACUGUUGAGAUCCAUGAAUACUAGGAAAGUUGUAAGUUGCAGUUAAAGUCAUGGGGAAAAAAAAAAAAAAGAAAAGGAGAAAGUUUAAAUAUACUAGAUGAAAUGCUUGUGCCACUGAAGUGACUGGCAAAUUUCCACUGGCUUCCCUGGGACCAACCAAUAUUUCAUGCUUGCUUCUACUUGGCUUAAGAAAUUCUCACAUGUGAUAGACACAUGGGCAUCAUGCUGUCUUUAACAUAGUUUAUGCACAUAUGGGAGGAAAAGAGAGAUUAGUAGUUGUGGAGACCUGCCUUGAUUUGGAGUUGUUUGGAUCUAUGGUAUAAAUCUCUGUUCACUGUUGUUUCUCUGUGUAACAUAGACUCUUGCUAUGGGAAUAUGAAUAUGCAAAUGUAAAUUCCAAUGCUGUGCAGUGUGCACUAACCAAUGCCAAACAACUACAUUUCUCUACUCUCUGAACUCUGGUCUUUUUGAAAAAAGAGAAAACGUAGCUAACUGAUGAAAACCACUCCUGUGCCAAAAAAGCCUGCGUGAGGCAAUUCAUGGUCCUAAGCGGCUCUUAGGAGAAAUUGAAUAAGCUUUUAGCUCAUGAGUGAAUUUUAUCUUCAAGGAAUUAAGAGCGAUUUGC